Messenger RNA from Anoplopoma fimbria (sablefish), 4662 nucleotides. RefSeq names its product attractin-like 1a (gene atrnl1a). The transcript has 30 exons. The record is from RefSeq and is a predicted model, not a curated record. Gene Ontology annotation, cellular component: Golgi apparatus. The coding region runs from base 1 to 4203 and encodes 1400 amino acids. Gene Ontology annotation, molecular function: protein binding. Lineage: Eukaryota; Metazoa; Chordata; Actinopteri; Perciformes; Anoplopomatidae.
AUGGAUGCUGUCGGAGGAAUACAUCUGUGCACCUGGACGCCCACAAAGAGGAGCGUCCUGAUAACAUACCUGGGAGUAUUCUUGGUGCUUCAUCUCACGGAAGCCUCCUCGGCGUCCAAGUCCUGCGAGAAGGACUGUUUUUCGGGGAAGUGCGUCAACGGGAGCUGCCUGUGUGACCACGGAUGGGUCGGGGAUCAGUGCCAGCACUGCCAGGGGAGGUUCAAGUUAACAGACCUGUCAGGCAUUCUCACAGAUGGACCAGUAAACUACAAAUACAAGACCAAAUGCACUUGGCUAAUAGAAGGAUAUCCGAAUGCAGUACUCAGGCUGCGCUUCAAUCACUUCGCCACCGAGUGCAGCUGGGACCACAUGUACGUCUUCGAUGGAGACUCCAUUUACGCCCCUUUGAUUGCCGUCUUCAGUGGUCUAGUAGUUCCAGAGACGAGGGGUAAUGAGACGGUCCCGGAGGUAGUGACGACGUCCGGCUACGCUCUGCUUCACUUCUUCAGCGACGCUGCGUACAACCUGACCGGCUUCAGCAUCGCCUACUCGAUGAACUCCUGUCCCAACAACUGCUCGGGCCACGGCCGGUGCAGCACAGCCAACUCGGCCUCGGGUCGAGUGUACUGUGAGUGCGAGGAGUACUGGAAAGGAGACGCCUGCGACAUCCCGUACUGCCGGGACAACUGUGGCAGCCCGGGUCACGGCUACUGCGACCUGACGGGGGAGAAGCUCUGCGUCUGCAACGACAGCUGGCAAGGUCCAGACUGCUCCCUGUCCGUUCCCUCCACUGAGGCAUUCUGGGUACUGCCCAGCGUCAAACCGUCAGCUCAGUCUCUGGGCCGGGCGUCCCAUCAGGCUCUGGUGCAUUCUGGGCUGAUGUGGGUGGUGGGAGGACACUCGUUCAACUACUCCAACUACCACAUGGUCCUCAACUACAACCUGGAGAGCAGUACGUGGGAUGCGGUGCCGGUCAGCAGCGGUCCUCUCUACAGAUACGGUCACUCGUUGGCUCUGCACCAGGAUGACAUCUACAUGUUUGGAGGGAAGCUGGAGGCCAAGUCGGCCAACGUGACGGACGAGUUGUGGGUGUUCAACAUCCCCCGGCGCACCUGGUCACCGCGGAAACCAGCCCCGCCUCCUCCCUACGCCCUGGAGGGGCACAGCACCCACGUGGUGGAGCUGGCCGACGGCGAGCCGGUGAUGCUGAUCUUCUUCGGCUACUCUCCGGUGUACAGCUACAUCAACAAAGUUCAGGAGUACAACAUCAGGUCGAACUCGUGGCAGGUGGUGUCUGCUGAAGGUGCCGUGGUCCAGGGGGGUUACGGCCACAGCAGCGUGUACCACGAGGCCAGCGGCUGCGUGUUCCUCCACGGGGGAUACAAGGCACUCAGCAACAACAAGUACGGCCUGGUGGACCACAUGUACCGCUACCACGUCCACACCAAGACAUGGCUGAUCCUCGGGGAGAGUGGUGUAGCGCGGUACCUCCACUCUGCGGUGCUUCUGAGCGGCACCAUGCUGGUUUUCGGAGGAAACACUCACAAUGACACGUCGCUGAGCAACGGAGCAAAGUGCUUCUCUGCGGACUUCCUGGCGUACGAUAUCGCUUGUGAUGAGUGGACUGUCCUCCCCAGACCGGGGCUGCACCGGGACGCCAACCGAUUCGGACACUCCGCCGUGGUUAGCAACGGCUCCAUGUACAUCUUUGGAGGUUUUUCGGGCCUCCUUCUGAACGACGUGCUGGCCUACACCCCUCCGUCCUGCCUGGCCUUUUCUACCCCGGCUUUGUGUGCGGCUGCUGGGCCGGGCAUCCGCUGCCAAUGGCUCAAAAGUAGAUGUGUCCCCUGGGAGCCCAAACCACCCGAGCACAUUUUGCCUGCUCCUUUUUGCCCCCCACGACCUGACAGUACAGACGAACGCUGUUUCCGGUUCUCAGACUGUGCGAGCUGCACCGCCAACACGCGGGGCUGUCAGUGGUGUGAGGACAGGAAGUGUUUAUCUGCAUCCAGUAACUGCACUGUGCUGACUCUGGAGCUGGCACAGCAGCAUGGCGGCGCUCUGUCUCUGUCUCGUCCACCGACCAUGUUGUCUGAACAUCAGCUGAGCUUGUGGAAGCACGGAGCCAGAAGGAGGGGACAUUCGGUGAGAGCCUCGUCCGGCUGUAAGCGCCGGGAGGAGCAGGAGUGUUUCCGACUGGCCAACUGCAGGAGCUGCUCCCUCAACGUCAACUGUCAGUGGGAGCUGCAGCAGCAGGAGUGUCAAGCACUUCCUGGCCAGCUGUGUGGGGAGGGCUGGCACCAUGUCGGGGAGGCCUGCCUGAGGAUCAACUCCAGCAGUGACAGCUAUGAUAACGCCCAGCACUACUGCAAGAACCUGGGAGGGAAUAUUGCCUCUUUGCUCACAGACAAACAAGUGAAUUUUGUUCUGGAGGAGCUACAAAAAUACCAACUGCAAGACAAGACGUUAUCUCCCUGGGUUGGCUUGAGGAAGAUCAACGUGUCGUACUGGGGCUGGGAGGACGCGUCCCCCUUCACCAACACCAGCCUGCGUUGGUUACCCGGAGAGCCCAGCGACUCGGGCUUCUGUGCCUACCUGGAGCGGGCGCAGGUGGCUGGUCUUAAAGCCAACCCCUGCACGGCCACCACCGACGGCCUGAUCUGUGAAAAACCUGCGGGGAGUCCUCAGAGUCAAAGUGCUCGUCCCUGCAGGACGCCUUGCUCUCUACGCACCAGCUGCUCCAACUGCACCAGCCAGGCCAUGGAGUGCAUGUGGUGCGGCAGUACGCAGCGCUGCGUCGACUCCUCGGCCUACGUCAUCUCCUUCCCCUACGGACAGUGUCUGGAGUGGCAGACCCAGGACUGUGCAGCCCAGAACUGUUCGGGUCUGAGGACCUGCUCAGACUGUUUGGAGAGGACGGAGUGCGGUUGGUGUGGCGAUCCCAGUAACACCGGCAGAGGCGUUUGCAUGGAGGGCUCCUACCGAGGCCCCAUGAAGCCUGCCGUCGCCAGGGCUGGGCCCCGAGAUAAACUGCGAGACAGGGACAUGGUGCUGGAUCAGAGUCUCUGUUCCUCCGAUAGAGGCUACAACUGGGCCUUCAUCCAAUGUCCCGCGUGCCAGUGUAAUGGGCACAGCAGGUGUGUGAACGGCAGCGUGUGCGAGCACUGUGGGAACCUGACAGCAGGGAUGCACUGCCAGACCUGCAUGCCCGGUUACUAUGGCGACCCCACCAACGGAGGGAAGUGCAACGCUUGCAAGUGUAACAGCCAUGCCAACGUGUGCCACGUCAACACAGGGAAGUGCUUCUGUACCACUAAAGGGAUCAAGGGAGACCAGUGUCAACUAUGUGACUCAGAGAACCGUUACCUUGGUAACCCUCUCCGAGGAACAUGCUAUUACAACCUGUUGAUUGAUUACCAGUUUACCUUCAGUCUGCUUCAAGAAGAUGACCGCCACUACACCAGCAUCAACUUCAUGGCUACACCUGAGCAGGCCAACAAGAACCUCGACAUGUCCAUCAAUGCCUCGAACAACUUCAACCUCAACAUCACUUGGUCCUUAAGCUCAACAGCUGGCACCAUCUCAGGGGAGGAGAUGCCCAUCAUAGCGAGGACCAACAUCAAGGAGCACCGCGACAGUUUCUCGUGUGAAAAGUUCAACUUCAGACUUCACCACAACAUCACCUUCUACGUCUAUGUGUCCAACUUCAGCUGGCCAAUCAAGAUCCAGAUUGCUUUCUCUCAGCACAACAGCAUCAUGGACCUGGUGCAGUUCUUUGUCACCUUCUUCAGCUGUUUCCUGUCUCUGUUACUGGUCGCUGCUGUGGUUUGGAAAGUCAAACAGACCUGCUGGGCCUCACGACGUAGAGAGCAGCUGAUGAGAGAGCGUCAGCAGAUGGCCAGCCGUCCCUUUGCUUCGGUGAAUGUAGCGCUGGAGGUGGGCGGUGACCAGGAGGAGCUGCUACAGGCAGUGCCAAAGCCCGUAGCCAUGGAGCCAUGUUGGGGGAGCAGAGCGGGUGUUCUGACGGUGCUGCUGUAUCUUCCCAGAGUCCCAUCUGGAAUACCUCCACCAGGACAGUCUGGCAUUGCUAUAGCCAGCGCUCUGGUAGACACAUCACAACAGCGAGUAAUGGACUUCAAAGAAAGAGGCCUGGGUUUGAAGCACCGCAAACACACUGUGCACCACCAAGGGACCUGUGUAUGAACUGGAUUCCAUCAACUAGGUACCAUCAUGACCCCAGGGGAUAAUCUCAUGGACUUUAGAUUAAGGGACGCAUUGUAAAGAAAGGCAAAGCCGUCAAAAAUUGGGUUAGUGGCUUGGAAGAAGAGCAAAUAUAGCAACUGUCUCAUCAACAGGCAUCCAAACUGGGAAAAGCGGCCCUCGUCCCUUUCUUGCCUGGUUUAGAUGGAACAUUUCGACGUCAACAUGCUCUUCUCGUCUCUUGUGUGUAUACGUUGAUCAUGAUGAGCCAGGAAAACAAGAACUGGAAACCUGCAGAUUGACAGCGAAAAUGCGUUUCUCCACCACAGCUUUGGUCAGACAAUUACUAUGAGUGCUGGCAGGCUUUCCCAGUUCCAAUGCCAUAUGUGGCUCUUUAUUUCUAGGGCUAUACUUGUCAGACAUGCAGACUGCCAUAUUGACAAAGAAAAAAAACUUGUUUCA